This is a messenger RNA of Paramacrobiotus metropolitanus, 1614 nucleotides long. RefSeq lists its product as uncharacterized. The transcript has 2 exons. The record is from RefSeq and is a predicted model, not a curated record. Bases 813 to 1178 code for a protein of 121 amino acids. Gene Ontology annotation, molecular function: protein kinase activity; ATP binding. Gene Ontology annotation, biological process: protein phosphorylation. NCBI's taxonomy places the organism in Eukaryota, Metazoa, Tardigrada, Eutardigrada, Parachela, Macrobiotidae.
CGGGUACCUCGUGAUUGUUGUGUUGACCAGUACGCAGUUUAAUUAAUGCAAACGCUGACGAACGGGAGAAUGGGAAUUAUAUUAUGGCAUCGUGUGCUUAACGGAUAACUGAACUACCGACACAAUUAAGCUAACCAUGGCCAACGAUUGCCUUAUUGAGUAUCCCGUUUUUUUGUCAGUCUGUACGGCCUAAUGUCCGUACAACGUCAAAUUGUGUGGCAGCAGUUGGGCAGCACAUGCCAGUAUCACUACGAUGACAGUAACUUGAUUGGGUCAGGAAGCUUUGGCGAAGUCUUUACAGCCCGCAUUACGGAGCGAGGCAGUUACGUUGGUCAUGACGUUGUUGCCGUGCGAAACUUCAGUGUAAAACAAAAGAGCUUUCUGGAAAACCCGGACAACUAUGCCAAGCUGCAGGAGCGCUUGGAAGUCAUGCUCCAGCUAAAACACCCCCAUCUGGUGGACUAUCAUCAAAUCACCAUCCUUCCAACUUACGGGGCUGCGACAAUCGAAUUUAUGAUGGAUUAUUAUCCUAGUGGCAACGUGAAGGCAAAACUGAACGUCUGGAAGACAGCGGAAUCCUCCUGACCUGUGGAGGCGCUCUCAGCCACGCCCGGGACCUGGCUGAUGGCCUGGCCUUCCUGCAUGAGAACGGCAUAACCCACGGCGACCUGAAACCGGAAAACGUGCUGGUCGAUAGCUCCGACGCUCAAGGCGAGACGCUGCGUAUUGCCGACUGGGACAGUCUGGCGACCAUUCAACGCAACACCCUCAGUUCGCUGAGCGGGGAGCAUUCCCGCAACAGUGCCCGUUGCAUGUCGCCGGAAAUGCUGGCGGCCAGCGGACCGAUGGAGAGCCGGCACACCUGGCCGCGGCUGCCCGGCUGCGCCACGGACGUGUGGAGCGCGGGCUGCAUCCUGCUGCUGUUGGUCCGCGGCGUGACGGGAGACUACCGCGAACUGCUGCGGCAUCCGGUCAGCGGCGCAGUACGGGGCGCCGAGCGCCGCCUCAAGGAUGCGGCGGUCGCCGCCGCGGUCCUGCAGGGCUACGUGCCCCUGGUCCCGGAUGCCGCAGCCGUGCCACCGGAGCUCAGCGGGUGCAUUCGGCACUGCCUGUGCACCGCCGCUGACCAGCGAAUUACGGCACGGCAGUUGUGCGAGUGUUUGUCACGCAUCAACUGAACUCGGUGACAAGUCCAGUCCAAAUUGUACAAGUGCAUCUUCAGUUGGGAUCAGUUGUACAUCCAGACGGAUGUCCAACGUUCGCGCGGCAGAGGAAGAUGUGUUUGGCUUGGGAUGUCACAUAUAUGCGUCGAUACCGUUAAAAGUUGCGCUUCCCAUAUCCAAGCUACUUCGGCACACGCCGGAUCGGCCGCCACUCAGGCAGAAGAAAAGGAGACGAGGUUAUACUUUUACUUAAACGGCCGGUACAUUUCCGCACCUUAUGCUUUUGAGACUAUGGGCCCGUGGGGACCUUCGGCCAUUGCCAUCAUAAAAGAAUUGAGAAAGCAUCUACGGGCUCGUUCAGGAGAAGCCCGCUCACACGAAUUUCUUCGCCAGCGACUGUCUCUAGAGAUACAACGGGGUCAUGCCGCUUCUGUUAUGGGUACCGUUGAGA